AUGUCUCAACAACAAGAGCAUCAUCACACACAUGAUAAUGGUCAUGAAUAUGUCGAAGAGGCUGUUUUUAAAUAUGUCUCAGGCCCAAUAUCAGGCUCAGCUGAUGAAGAUAGUCCUACGGCUAUAGGUCAAGUAACAGGUCGAAGAAGUUCUACGGCGGCUAACAAUAGAGGUCCUUCAAAUAGAAGUAUUUCAAAUCAUAAUGAUAUCAAUGUUCAUGGAGUUAAGGAAAAAGAUAAAGAGAUGGACUGGUUUUUAAAACAUAAUGAUGAUGAGGAACUUCACGAUACAGGCAAUUCUGGUGGUGGAAAUGCUGUUUCCAGUGUUGAUACGGAGGAUUCUAAUGCAGCAGCCGCGGUAGCCGCAGCCGCGGUAGCCGCCGCUUUUGAAGACAGAGGGUUGAAAAGACAAGGAUCUGGUGAGCUUGGAGGUGAAUUACUUAAAAAGACCAAGAAACAGAAAUCUAAGGCUGAGAAGGUCAAGUCCCACAUGGGUGCUGUGGAUCCUGAAUUGGCCUCUUUAGAUAAUACUGACAAUGAUCAAUUAGUCAGGAAGGCCAUUAUGGAUGUAGACCACAUUGCACAGCACCCUGAUAUUCAACAGUACUUAAACACUGGCGAUGGCAGCGAAAAGGAUAAAGGAAAAGACGAUGAUUUGAAUCUUCCACCUCCUUACGACGACAAUGAGCCUAAGAUUGCUCUUAAAAAGACGGAGGUGUUGCCAAAGGUGCUUGACCCUGAUUCACCAGACAGGGAUAUUAGCAAUUUGAUAAGGGAGGCUGUGAAAAAAGCUGCCCAUAUUAUAAAUCUGCAAACGCAGUCUACAGGUAAAUCCUUUGAUGAGACAGAAGAGGAGGCUCUAGAGCAGUUUGUACAGGACUACCAGGUCAUUAAAGGUAUAUCAAGACGCCAAAUAUGUGAAAGGAUCUGGAGUAAUGAGAGACGUAAGGAUGAUUUUUGGACAAAUAUCUGUCGCGUCCUACCUUAUAGGACAAGGUCUUCGAUAUACAAGCAUGUUCGUCGUAAGUACCAUAUUUUUGAACAGCGUGGAAAGUGGACACCUGAGGAAGAUGCAGAAUUAGCCCGUUGGUGCAUGGAGAAGGAAGGACAAUGGUCCAAUAUUGGAAAGGUCUUAGGAAGGAUGCCUGAGGAUUGUAGAGACAGAUGGAGAAACUACAUCAAAUGUGGUACUGAUAGAGUUUCUAACAAAUGGUCUCCCGAGGAAGAGGAGAAGCUAAAAAAUGUAAUUACUGAGAUACUAGACAACGCGGCAAAGGGUGGAAUUGAGGAACGUGAAGAUAGUUAUGAAGGAGGAGAUGAUAUUCCGAAUAGCCGGAGCGCUGGGAAGGCGCUUGGCCAUGACCUUGAUAUGGUUAGUGUUGCGAAUAUGGGAUCGGAGUCUAGUGAUAAAAUGGGAUCCCUGCUGAGCGGUAAAGGUAAUGCUUCUCGGGAUAUAAUCAAUUGGACUAUAGUUAGUGAGCGGAUGGGCGGAAGGAGAUCUCGUAUCCAAUGUCGUUAUAAAUGGAAUAAGCUAUUAAAGAAAGAGGCUAUGAAUAAGAUUAAAUCUAUUAACGACGAGGACAAGAUGUGGCUUCUAGUAAAACUGAAAGACCUAGGCUUUACAGAGGACUUACAGGUCGACUGGGAAGAAUUAGCCGCCCUGAUGCCAGGCAGAAGAUGGACUGGUACCGAAUUAAAGUUAUGUUACGAAAAGUUAAGGACCAGCGUCCGUCACUACAAGAAGAAGUCUAUCAGUGAAAUCUGCAAAGAGCUUGUAGACUAUCAUGAUGAGCAGGCUCUUCUAUCGAAGAACUAA
Messenger RNA from Eremothecium sinecaudum, 1815 nucleotides. RefSeq names its product DNA-binding protein REB1 (gene REB1). Gene Ontology annotation, biological process: regulation of DNA-templated transcription. The transcript has a single exon. Gene Ontology annotation, cellular component: nucleus. Lineage: Eukaryota; Fungi; Ascomycota; Saccharomycetes; Saccharomycetales; Saccharomycetaceae. The record is from RefSeq and is a predicted model, not a curated record. Gene Ontology annotation, molecular function: DNA-binding transcription factor activity; transcription cis-regulatory region binding. Bases 1 to 1815 code for a protein of 604 amino acids.